Molecule: messenger RNA, 1360 nt
Organism: Bactrocera tryoni
Lineage: Eukaryota; Metazoa; Arthropoda; Insecta; Diptera; Tephritidae
Product: N66 matrix protein-like
Exons: 1
Coding region: 332-1228 (298 amino acids)
Source: RefSeq, a predicted model, not a curated record
UUUUAGGUUCGCUUUUGUACUUUUGAACCUGAUGCUGCUUAAGUUCUAAACGCCAUCGCCACUUGGUUUUAAUAUCCUCUAAUUAUUUGUUAACGCCAAAAAGGCAAUCAAAUGAAGACCAUCUUGUCGAUUGAAAAACACCAGUACAUAUGGAAAUUCUUAAGAGAAAGACUUCAAAAAUAUUAAAAAACAUCGGACUAGUUUCGAUUUGAAAGUAUAUCGCCACCAAUAAUUUUAACCAAAAACUCUACGUAUGUAUAUUAGCAAAAAUGACCCCUGCGCCUGACUUUUCCAAUUUUAGUUUAUUCAGCUUGUCUAAUAAAUCAGCUGCAUGCGUAUUUGUAAGAAAACAAUUUAUGCAGUGAAAGGUGGUUUGAUCUUGAAAGACGAAGAACUUGCAAAUUGUAUUAAAAUAAUUCCCCAACUCUGUGGUGGCGCAAGAAGUAUAAAUAUCGAAGUGAUCGCUUCUCGACUCAAAUUAGUACCAGUUAUAAUUCAAGGAAACCGCUCUGAAAUGAAGAAAUUGAGUUUUAUGUUAGUGUUAGCGAUGCUCAGCGUAUGCUUUCUAUCUGAAGCCAAUUGUGAAGACGAUGCUACCGUCGAUGACAGUGAUACUGGCAGCAAUGACAACGACGGUAAUGAUGAAGAUACUGGCAGCAAUGAUACUGGCAACAAUGACAACGAUGAUAAUGAUGAAGAUACUGGCAGCAAUGAUACUGGCAACAAUGAUAACGACGAUAAUGAUGAAGAUACUGGCAGCAAUGAUACUGGCAACAAUGAUAACGACGAUAAUGAUGAAGAUACUGGCAGCAAUGAUAGCGACGAUAAUAAUGAAGAUAAUGGCAGCAAUGAUACUGGCAACAAUGACAACGAUGAUAAUGAUGAAGAUACUGGCAGCAAUGAUAGCGACGAUAACACUGGUGAUACUGACAACAAUGGUGCCAGCGAUAAUACUAGUGGAACUGACAACAAUAGUGGCAGCAACAAUAAUGGAGGUAGCAAUAACGGCAAUAGUGGUGGAACUAGCAUUGGAAAUAGCGGAAGCAAGCCAUCAGGUCCGGUUCGUAAAAGGCUUACAAUACGUAAUUUCAAAUAUACAAUGCGGAAAAAAGUGGUGAAACAACAGAUACGCGGAAACAAAAAGGCCAAAGGCCGAAAACGUAUAAAUAAUCGUAGUGGAGCAAAAUCUGGCUUACGUAGGUAUAAACCUGCAGUUAUUACUGGAUAAAUGCCAAAGUGUCUUAUAUGUGUACCGAGCUUCCAGAAGAGGAAAUACUUAUACUAAAUAAUACUUAUACUAAAAUACGUACAUACAGUAAAAAAUCACAAAUUUUAUUUUUAUCAAUAUCAAAAACUUUUU